Messenger RNA from Eremothecium cymbalariae DBVPG#7215, 1386 nucleotides. RefSeq names its product N-acetyltransferase (gene SLI1). The transcript has a single exon. The record is from RefSeq and is a predicted model, not a curated record. Lineage: Eukaryota; Fungi; Ascomycota; Saccharomycetes; Saccharomycetales; Saccharomycetaceae. Bases 1 to 1386 code for a protein of 461 amino acids. Gene Ontology annotation, molecular function: N-acetyltransferase activity.
AUGCGGGUACUAAAUACAUUGGAGGAGUAUUUCUACUACAAGAAAGUUCAUGGCUUUACCACUUUUUUCUAUGUGGGUGUAACUUUUAACAAACCUGUAGACCGUUCCAGUCUCUGUUGUGUGUUAAAAGAGUUGAUACCGAAACACCCUCAUCUGUACCGCAAUAUUUUCACAAAGGAUGGCAGUAAGAAGUUAGUCAGACCAUUGAACGUUGAAAUUCGACUAGAUGAUGUACUUGAGGAAACUGGCUUUGACUCACUUGACGAGUCAGCUGCCAAUUCGAUAUUAAAAAACUCCACUUUCCAAUACGAUCAACAACGCCCCCUCUGGAAACUGAUAAGUCUCAAGGCAGGUACACAAUUCCUGUUUUGCUUUGAUCAUGCAUUUUUUGAUGGUAUGAGUGCAGUAAUAUUCUGGAACGAUUUUAUAUCUGCUUUGAAUUCGAUCAAACCUGAGAAUCGCAGAGGGAUGGACUUAAACGAGGUUCUAUACAAGGCUGCAGCUGACCCAGAAAUCCGGGUGCAUCCAUUUGACCUAUGGCCAAUCCCCUGGGUCUGGUCGAUGAAGAGAGCAGUUACAAAAAUAUGGACUUAUUACGCAGGUCAAUCCAUACCGCAAUGUAUCUCACUCAAAGGCAUCAUAUCCAAACGCGAGGUUUUCCGCUUUAAGCAUUAUAUCUUCCCAUCAGGGUUCUUUAAUUCUGAAGGUGUUCUCAGAAAUGAUAAUGUUCAAUUAAGUUCUAGAAUCCCGCCAGAUAAGAUGGACGCUAUACUCGUCGAAUGCAGGAAGCACAAAGUUUCGUUUACCUCGUGGUUCGCUGCUAAAUUAAUACAGUUACUAAGAGAGUUAGAUCCUAAUGAGUCUACUGGAUCUAUAGUCAAAAUUAUGCUUCCUGUAGACUGUAGGGCUGAAAUCGCUGAAAAGUUACCAUCUUACCCUGCUGAUGAACUUAAAAUGGGACUCUUUGUUAAGAAUGCCAGCCUACAUUACGAUUUGGAUUCCCCGGACAUUAAUGAGUUUUGGCAGAUAGCCUCAUCAAUCCAUACUCAAAUCGUACAAGGCCGCCUCAGCGACGCCAGCAUCCAAAGUUUGAAACUACUCGACUUCUUAGAUAUCAGCCAAUACGUGCUCGAAGGGCCAAAGUCCCCGCCCCCUUCAAGCACCUUUGAAAUCACCAACCUUGGCUUGCAUAAAUUUGACGGAAACGUCGAGGAACCUGAAUUCUAUGCUGUCGAUGCCGUAUUUAAUGAACCGCAGACUCUAAGUGCUGCGUUUACAUGUGCACUAAUAUCUACCCCUUUGGGAGGCCUACAUGCAUCCAUAUCCGUGCCUAAAGCUAUCUCCAACUCAUUAACUAAAAUCCUUUUACGUAGUCUCUCUGUUUAG